AGCAAGUUCAUACGAAGGCAACGUGUGUAUCUGCGGUUUAUCAGGCUAUGAUCUGCAUAGACCGCAGCACUGUUGUAAGAUAUAUGUAAAUAACACACCACUUAUGAACAAGGAGGCAGAUUUGUAGAGAAAAUGCAGAAACUCAUAGAGUUUAAUGUUUUAGUUUGCUUUAUAAUAAAUUCAAAUACACUUAGAGUAUGUGCUGGAAUGAUUGUUUUCAAAACCAUGCAUUCAAAAACCCUUUUGAAUUGACUUCAUUAUAAUACGAUAUCAUAAUAAAUAAGCUAUUACGGUAUUUGAGAACAUCCAAUCACAAUGUAAAGAGACAAUGGAAGAGCUAGAAAUUUUGAAAGCUAGUGUUUCAUGUAAUGUUUUGAUCGAUGUUGGACAAUUUGUUCGUUUAGCGCCACAUUGAUUCUAAACAGUCCUGCCACUGAUACAAAACAGAUUCGAUUAAAGAAGAGUCCAUUGAUUCCAGUGACAAUGGCAGAGAAACGUGUAAAACUAAAUAAACAAAUUGGACUUUAAAUUUGGUGCUCGUCGCGAGACAAUUCAAUUUUCAUUAUAAAAAUACAUUAUGAAUUUAUUCAAUAUGACAAUUGCAGAGUUUGAAAAUAUGAAAGAAAACUGAAGACUACAUCUACACAGAACACGCAUCGAUAAGGACGACUGAAAACAUCCAUCAAAUUGAUACAAUUACUGACGAGAGGAACGACAUGGAGCUAGGCAAUGUUUUUACAGUUCAUCCAUACAGACUGCAAGGGACCGUGUUUAGCACAUGCAUGUGUCUUCUUUCAAUAAUAAACAUCCUGCUGAAAUCUUGCUUUAGUUUCGAGUUAUCAAGGCAUGAGAUUUUAAACAGGAUACUGAAUUCGUCCAUCUAUGAUCCUUUAAUCGCCCCAAACUAUGAUGACGAUUUUCCUACGAAUGUUUCCAUUCAAAUAGUGAUAAAAAACAUACACAGUCUUGAUGAAAUUAACAUGGACUAUUCAAUGGAUAUCAUCUUCAGACAAAAAUGGGAGGACAGGCGUUUAAAGUUCGAACAUUUUAAAGCCACCUCUUUAGAGCUGGACCACAAGAUGAUUGAAAAAAUCUGGGUCCCGGAUUCUUUUUUCCCUCAGGAAAAACGAGCCAAAAUUCACGACGUCACUGUUCCAAAUCGUCUGCUUCAUAUUUAUAAAAAUGGAACUGUCGUGUAUAGUAUGAGGGUGGAGAUGACUCUCUCUUGUGAAAUGAAAUUACAAAAUUAUCCCUUAGACAGACAGUUGUGUCCUAUGAAAAUUGAAAGUUAUAGUUAUUCAAAGGAAAACGUAGACUUUCGAUGGACAGACAACUCUCCAGUAAAAGUCCCAAAGUUGUCACUCCCCCAAUUUAAAAUGCCUGAAACCGUAGUGACUACAACCUGCCAAACUCAAUAUGAAGUUGGAGACUUCGCUUGCCUGUUAGUGGAACUUAAAUUUGAGCGAAACACCGGUUAUUACAUUUCACAGAUUUUCAUUCCAAGCAUACUAAUAGUGAUGUUAUCGUGGGUUUCGUUUUGGGUUGAUAUUGACGCUACACCUGCACGUGUCUCGCUAGGUGUCCUCACAGUUCUCACCAUGACAACGCAAAGUUCCGGUGCACGAAGCGCUUUACCGAGGGUGUCUUACAUUAAAGCCAUAGAUGUUUGGAUGGCAGUUUGUCUCACCUUUGUUUUUUUGGCUCUUUUGGAGUUUGCCUACAUCAAUGUUGUUUCACGGAGAAAUUCCAAACCUAUUCGCACUGCGUCACAAUGUGAUAACGCAUUACGUAAAGGAAUAAAUCCGACACUUGCGGCGUCAAACCAUAUUGACUUCAUUAAACGAGCCCGCCAUGUUGACAAAUUUGCCCGAGUUAUGUUUCCUUUGACAUUUUUUCUGUUUAAUAUGGGUUUUUGGGUGUUCUAUCUUGUUAUAAACAAGGACAAUACCUUUUAACGUCUGUGCUGACUAUCUUUAAGAUGUAAAACUGUUGUAACUUGUACAUAUUAUUUAUCUUGUAUAAAUUUCUGUAAUUUUGAACAAUACUAUUUUAUCUAACUUUAUUUUCUAUGCAUGAAAUACUAGAUAUAAAGAACAUUAAAAUGGUUUAAAAA
This is a messenger RNA of Magallana angulata, 2113 nucleotides long. RefSeq names its product glycine receptor subunit alpha-2-like. The transcript has 10 exons. Gene Ontology annotation, molecular function: neurotransmitter receptor activity; extracellular ligand-gated monoatomic ion channel activity; transmembrane signaling receptor activity. Gene Ontology annotation, cellular component: neuron projection; membrane; synapse. The record is from RefSeq and is a predicted model, not a curated record. Gene Ontology annotation, biological process: chloride transmembrane transport; signal transduction; regulation of membrane potential. Bases 717 to 1955 code for a protein of 412 amino acids. NCBI's taxonomy places the organism in Eukaryota, Metazoa, Mollusca, Bivalvia, Ostreida, Ostreidae.